GCUGUGAAGCGUUUCCUGAAGCUGGAGUGCAAAUGCCACGGGGUCAGCGGCUCCUGCACACUAAGGACUUGUUGGCUGGCGAUGUCAGAUUUUCGAAAAACGGGGGAUUACCUGAGGAAGAAAUACAACGGGGCCAUCCAGGUGACGAUGAACCAGGACGGCACCGGCUUCACGGUGGCCAACAAGAACUUCAGGAAGCCCACGAAAACAGAUCUGGUGUAUUUUGAGAACUCGCCCGAUUACUGCGUGAUGGACAAAUCAGCAGGCUCCCUGGGCACGGCCGGUCGCGUGUGCAACAAGAUGUCCCGCGGGACGGACGGCUGCGAGGUGAUGUGCUGCGGGCGCGGGUACGACACCACGCGCGUCACGCGCGUCACCAAGUGCGAGUGCAAGUUCCACUGGUGCUGCGCUGUGCGCUGCAAGGAGUGCGAGGACACUGUGGACGUGCACACCUGUAAAGCACCGAAACGGGCCGAGUGGUUGGACCAGACCUGA
This is a messenger RNA of Apaloderma vittatum (bar-tailed trogon), 495 nucleotides long. Its product is annotated as protein Wnt-2b. The annotation marks the transcript as partial. The transcript is spliced from 2 exons. Gene Ontology annotation, biological process: multicellular organism development; neuron differentiation; cell fate commitment. NCBI's taxonomy places the organism in Eukaryota, Metazoa, Chordata, Aves, Trogoniformes, Trogonidae. Gene Ontology annotation, cellular component: extracellular region. The record is from RefSeq and is a predicted model, not a curated record. Gene Ontology annotation, molecular function: frizzled binding; cytokine activity.